This is a messenger RNA of Tachysurus fulvidraco (yellow catfish), 989 nucleotides long. RefSeq lists its product as uncharacterized. The transcript has 6 exons. The record is from RefSeq and is a predicted model, not a curated record. Lineage: Eukaryota; Metazoa; Chordata; Actinopteri; Siluriformes; Bagridae. The coding region runs from base 92 to 715 and encodes 207 amino acids. Gene Ontology annotation, molecular function: serine-type endopeptidase inhibitor activity.
CGGCAUUUGGACAGAGCUUCAGAAAUUCAGGAUAUAUUAGCACUAAACUGGUGCACACCGAGGAACAAACUAUUUGAAUCUCAGAUACAAAAUGAUUUCUAGACUUUCUUUUCAGAUUUUCCUGAUGGGGAUCAUGUGUGCUGGUGCACUGGCAUCAAAUUCAAGUUGCACUGAAAUGAUGAACGAAGGAACUGGACAAGACACUUUAUUGCAGUUCUACUACAACCAUUACCUCGGAUAUUGUCUGCCUUUCUUCUACAAAGGAGACGGAGGCAAUAGCAAUCGCUUUGCCACCGAUCAGCAGUGCAUGGAAAUCUGUUUCUCUGAGUAUCAUGAGCUCUAUCCAGAAGGAGAUGCAGUUUGCAAUUUAAAGAUGGAGCCAGGCAGCUGUUUUGCUCGACAGGCCAUGUAUUACUACGACAGUCAGGAGAAAGCCUGCCGCAUGUUUCUUUAUGGAGGCUGUCAAGGAAAUGGAAACCGCUUUGAUACUAAAGAGGAUUGUGAGAAGAUGUGUCGAGCAAAGUCUGGAAGGAUGUUGGGACCAGCUCCAAACCCUGAUGAGCAAACGGUGGAUGUGGGUUUGAUUGUGGGUAUUCUAGGUGGUGUUGUGUUUGCAGUGGCAGUGAUUGCAUCUGUUGCUCUAUUUGUAGUCCAAAGGAAAGGAAAACAUGCUGACAUGAAGAAAGUGCCCACAAAUGAUGUCGAGAUGAGAUAAAAUAAAAGACCAGAGCUUUGUGUGUGUGUCUGUGUGUGCCUGUGUGUUCUUUUGUAUGACCUUUUUAUUAUAUGUUCUUCAUGAGAAAUUAGGCAAAAUCUGCAAGCAUUUGAUUGGUAAUUGACUCAAAAUUGUCUUUUAGCAUAAACUGUUAACUUUGAACUGGUUAGAAAUGUAUUAACUGUUGCAACAUUUGUAAAUGUUUAAUUGUUCAAGAUGAUGUAAUGUAUUUCUAAUAAGGGUUUGUUUUACCUAAAAAUAAAGCGGGAGCUUG